UACCAGAUUGCACAGUUAGUUGGCUUCGGGAAGCCGUAUCGUACGUACGCACUACGAUAAGUUUGCAUUUAAGUUCAUUUUCAUGAAAUCACAAGGUUUCAAGAUACGCAGAUUUCUGUCUCACCGAGUAAGAUUAUACGGUGGACCAUAAAUGUAGGUUCUUUAAGUCAAAUUAGCUAUUUGAAUUUUAUAGGCGAAGUACCAAAUAACAAGGAUUCGUCAAACAUCGGAGUCUGAGACUGAUAAUCUGGUAAAGCUCAACACACAUUCCGAAUUCAUGAACUUAGUAGGAGACUGCAGAUGCUGAUCCAGCUAAGUCAGUGUACUUAACUGUGAAGUGAUGUAACGUGUCGUAUGUACUUAUGUGCAACCAUCACACAACGAUAAGUUAUUUUAUUGCAAUAAAAUAGUAGGUAGUGCGAGAGAUCAACUCAAAAGUGUAUAGUGUAAGUGACCAUCAAGAAGCGGUGUGCUUGAGACUGCAAUAGAUAACAUUCAAAAACUGAAUCAACCUGAAAGAAGCAGAGGUGAAGGUAGCUGAUUGUUUCAAUCGUCGUGAGCUUGUUGAACGUUGUUCGGCCUACUAUAUUGUCGCCGGGAUCGCUUUAUAGACUAUCCGGUUUCCAUCGAGCAACAGCUGACGACGAACGCACUCAGUGUUGUAACCUCCUAACGUUCGGACGCAUGGGACCACGAUGACCUGCCCGCUGCUCAGUUUCGUCGUCUUCCUGGCUGUGGUGCUUCUGCAUCUGGUGGCCUAUUGUAAAGCGGCUCUCGUCGAUUCAUCCGGAAUUGUUGUCGGCGGUGCGGGCCGGUUUAAGGAUGAUGACCCUCUGUGGACAGCCCGGUACGAUCCGGCCACGCUGCUGAUCCACAUGAACACCGUUGGAAACAUCAGCCUUCGCUUGGAAGGCUUCACGACCGCGGAUCUGCAGGAUCAGCCGAACAUUCAGCUGAAGAGCGAACGGAGUCACGUGGCCACCGUGCUGGAAGGUGCCAUUCCGAUAGCGGAGAUUCGGAACAACGGGAUCUUCGAGGGCGAAUUCAACGUGACGGGGUCGUUUUUGGGGUCUGCGAACUUGUACGUAGAACUCCGGACAAAGGAUAACCGAACCGUAGCUUCGAAGGAGAAACUCCCGGUGACGGUCAUUCGGGAGGAACGGGUCAUUGAUAAGGUGUUCACGAUAUCUGUUGCGGUGCUGGUUUCGAUCUUGUACAUCAACUUUGGCGCGGCCUUGGACAUUCCAACGCUGAAGGUCAUUGCCCGGAAGCCGAUAGGGCCGGUUAUUGGAUUCCUAGCGCAGUUUCUGUUCAUGCCCCUGCUGAGCUAUGGACUGGGGCAUGUCCUGUUUCCGGAUAGCUACGAAAUGCAGCUAGGUUUAUUUUUCACCGGAGUUUCUCCCGCUGGCGGGGCGUCGAAUAUCUGGACCGUAGUGCUGGGCGGAAAUUUGAAUCUCUCGUUGGCCAUGACCACGAUCAGCACCUUUGCCGCGUUUGGUAUGAUGCCCCUGUGGAUCUUCACCCUGGGUAAAACCAUCUUCAACAAGGGGAACCUGGGAGUUCCCUAUCGCAACAUUGCCUCGUUUGCCAUAGGGUUGGUGGUGCCUCUUGGAAUAGGACUGCUCAUCCAGCGUUACAGCCCAAGAACUUCCCGAAUCCUCGUGCGAAUCCUGAAACCCAUGGCCGCCAUCCUGAUCCUGUUCAUUGUUAUCUUCGCCAUCGUCACCAACCUCUACCUGUUCGAGUUGUUCUCGUGGCAGAUUAUAGUGGCCGGAUUGGGACUGCCGUGGAUCGGCUACGUUUUCGGAUACAUUGCGAGUAAGGUAGCUCGGCUGCCCACCACCGACGCUUUGGCCAUUUCGGUGGAAACCGGAAUCCAGAACACCGGCAUUGCCAUCUUUUUGCUACGGUUCGCACUGCCACAGCCGGAGGCCGAUCUGACGACGGUUGUUCCGGUGUCGGCCGCCAUUAUGACGCCGUUCCCGCUCAUGGCGCUGUAUCUGGUGAUGAAGUUACGCGAACGUCAAUCUUCCUACCAUUCCCCUUCACGUUCCUUUCCAGAUAUUCGGUACGCAAGGAUGAACUGAUCCCCAAGGGCCAGAGCCGCCAUGCGUUGGCACCCACUGCCGAGGAUGAAACUCCCUAAUCGAUGCCGAUACGAAUAUAUUUUCUUGCAAUGCAUGAUAUUGUAAUAAACGUUUAAAAGAAGUUUCUGCAUUGGGUACAAAUAGAAAUAGCAUCGAGGAGAUCGAUUUUGUACUGAUUUUUAGAAGAAACAAUAUAUUGUUUUGUGAUAUAAAUUUAA
Messenger RNA from Aedes albopictus (Asian tiger mosquito), 2305 nucleotides. RefSeq names its product ileal sodium/bile acid cotransporter. The transcript is spliced from 3 exons. NCBI's taxonomy places the organism in Eukaryota, Metazoa, Arthropoda, Insecta, Diptera, Culicidae. Gene Ontology annotation, cellular component: membrane. The record is from RefSeq and is a predicted model, not a curated record. The coding region runs from base 696 to 2087 and encodes 463 amino acids.